This is a messenger RNA of Cololabis saira (Pacific saury), 2559 nucleotides long. RefSeq names its product oxytocin receptor b (gene oxtrb). Lineage: Eukaryota; Metazoa; Chordata; Actinopteri; Beloniformes; Belonidae. The record is from RefSeq and is a predicted model, not a curated record. Gene Ontology annotation, molecular function: peptide binding; vasopressin receptor activity; oxytocin receptor activity. The transcript is spliced from 4 exons. The coding region runs from base 34 to 1380 and encodes 448 amino acids. Gene Ontology annotation, cellular component: membrane. Gene Ontology annotation, biological process: female pregnancy; G protein-coupled receptor signaling pathway; positive regulation of vasoconstriction.
GGUGAGAAUUUGACCAAACUGCCGACUUUCAUUAUGAGCUUCAAAUUGGUUUUUUUAGGUUGUGAUAUUCCAAAUAGGCGUGAUGUGACCAGCUGUGCCGAAGUGGCGCUUUUACGCACGAUGGAGGAACUUCUGCGCGAACUAGACUGUCUGCCUCAAAAUGUUUCAUGGAGCAACUCAAGUGGUGGAAAUGAAAGUCAUCCAGGAAAGGCCACAGUGAACCCUCUGAAACGAAACGAAGAAGUGGCCAAAGUGGAAGUUACCGUUCUCGUCCUGGUCCUGCUUCUGGCUCUGACCGGCAACCUGUGCGUCCUGUGGGCGAUCCGCACCACCAAGCACGGACACUCCAGGAUGUAUUACUUUAUGAAACACCUGAGCAUCGCAGACCUCGUUGUUGCGAUCUUUCAGGUCUUACCACAGCUCAUUUGGGAUAUCACAUUCCGCUUCUAUGGACCCGACUUUCUCUGCAGGCUGGUCAAAUAUCUCCAGGUGGUGGGGAUGUUUGCGUCCACCUACAUGCUCGUCUUGAUGUCUAUCGACAGAUGCUUAGCCAUCUGUCAACCACUUCGCUCCGUGCACAAGGGAAAAGGAAAAGAUCGCUUCUGUGUGAUCGCGUCCUGGAUGCUCAGUCUGGCUUUCAGCACCCCGCAAGCGUACAUUUUCUCUCUGAAAGAGGUCGGGAGUGGCGUGUAUGACUGCUGGGGGGACUUCGUGCAGCCAUGGGGGGCCAAAGCAUACAUCACGUGGAUGAGCCUGAGCAUUUACAUUCUUCCAGUGGCAAUAUUAAGCAUAUGCUAUGGCUUGAUAUGUUUUAAAAUAUGGCAGAACAUCAAUAUUAAAACAAGAAGGGAGAACACUUUUGCUGCCACUUCAAGGCUGCGUAAAGACGCUCAUCCGCUCUCACGUGUGAGCAGCGUGAGGCUCAUUUCCAAAGCCAAAAUACGCACAGUGAAAAUGACUUUUGUAGUGGUCCUUGCUUACAUUGUGUGCUGGACUCCCUUUUUCUUCGUCCAGAUGUGGUCUGCGUGGGAUCCUGCUGCACCAAGAGAGGAGGCAGCACCGCGUCCCCACAGCAUGACAGCACCUCCACCAUGUGUUUCUGUAGACAUGGCGUUCAUCAUUGCCAUGUUGCUGGCCAGUCUCAACAGCUGCUGCAACCCCUGGAUCUACAUGUUCUUUGCCGGUCACCUGUUCCACGACUUUAUGCGAUGCUUCUUCUGCUGCUGUAGACACUACCUGACAGACUCUUCCUGCAACAGUGAUCAACAGUCCAGGCAUAAGAGCAGCUCCUCCACUUACGUCAUCGGGAAUGCUAGCAGCCAAAGGAGCCUGACACACAUAUCCAACACACGGGGGGGACUGCAAGGACAAGUCCGAUGAGAGUCACUCAGACUUUAGGAAGUACAGUUUUCCAUCAAUCACGCAAGUCCAUAUAUCAGACGUUUAACCAUUUAAAGCAGAGAUUAGUGUCCAAACUAGGAAUAAAAUGGAAUGCAAAGUGAUGUUUGAACAACAAUCUCUUAUGUUUAAUAUUUAAAAUUGUGUUUUCUCCACAAACUUUGGUCCCUUGCAGAUCUUAGCAAACUGUCCCACCAUCAUUCAUGAUUUGAGUUGACAUAUGUGAACAGGAAAUAAUGUUAAAUGUUCAUGCUGUGUCAAGAUUAUGAAUACAUUUUGUGUAAAUAUACUUGUUAAACAUGGCAAAAAGAAGAACAAUUCUGAAGAGUUAACAUUUAAAUAUGAAUUUUCUCUUCAUAUUAAAAGACUACACUAUCAAUAGCUUCAACCUUGCUUGUGCUCCUCUGUCCUUCAUUCUUGUACACUAGAGUAAAGUUCCAACUUUACUUUAAUUGUUGUUGUUCUGAUUUGAUAUAUAUUGAUAUCAGUGACAACAUUGCUCGCAGCUUGAUCCAGCUUGAUCUGAAGUAGGGCAUUUGACCAAAUUGAGGCUGUAUUCUGUAUAUUGUUUUUCUGCCAUGUAGCAACAGCAGAUUCACUAAAUACUUUCCACUCCUCUUCAUGUGCACUCUGAGAUGAUUAUUUUUGUUAUUCUCCUUAUUUUUAUCAGCUGUGUCUGCUUUCUAUGGAUGUUGAUUUUCAAUUUCACUGUGCAAAGCUUAUCAUAUGAAGCAGAUAGAUGGAAAUAGACCUAAUGCAGAAGAUUAUUUGUACAUGAGAUUUGUGUAAGUUUAUCUGGGGGUGGAAGUUUCACACUGUACUGAAAGUCAUUGUAAGCAUGCUUUUGCAAAUCAUAAAUUUAUAUAAUAUUGGAUAUAAUAAUAUUGAACAAUUUUUGCUCUAUAAAUAAACUCAAGAUAUUUUGCAUCAUUUGUUCAGCGGGGAUUUUUUAUUUACUAAGACGUGUGGUGUUUCUGCUGAAAUCUUUGCAGAAAUACAGUAAAUUCUCACAUAUAUGCAAACUUUUCAAGCCCUUCUGUAUCGUAAACAGUCACAAAAUGCCACUGGAAAGUAUAAAACCAGAAUAUUGUGAAAAGUUACUUGAAUAGAGAUAUAACUUCUGAAUACUGAUGUCAAACAUGUUUAUCUGACAAUAAAUUC